AUGAAGCUCUCCGUCCUUCUUUUCAUUUUCGCAUUCUUGGCUUUGUCGAUGGCUCAUUAUGCCAAAUAUCCCCAAGAGCUGAAAGCCAAAUAUCCCAAGUAUCCCGAACAACCCCAAGAUCUGAAAGCCAACUAUCCCAAGUAUCCCGGAGAGCCCCAAAUUCUGAAAGCCAACUAUCCCAAGGGUUAUCCCGAAGGUCAAAAAUGUGCAUAUGGCAUGCGCUACGACUAUAUAUGCGGUGACCGGUCUUGUUCUUGGGAGUGCGUCUACUACCAA
Molecule: messenger RNA, 276 nt
Organism: Mesorhabditis belari
Lineage: Eukaryota; Metazoa; Nematoda; Chromadorea; Rhabditida; Rhabditidae
Source: the annotation of a GenBank genome assembly